Molecule: messenger RNA, 291 nt
Organism: Prunus armeniaca (apricot)
Lineage: Eukaryota; Viridiplantae; Streptophyta; Magnoliopsida; Rosales; Rosaceae
Source: the annotation of a GenBank genome assembly
AUGGCGGUGGUGGUUGAGCUAGUGGCUCUAAGGGUAGGGGCGGUGGUGGUGGCAAUGUUGGUGGUGGCUGUGGUUGUGGGGAUGGCGGCAGUGAUGGUGGUGGUGGUGACAGCGAUAGGGAUGGAAAUGACGAUAGGGGUGGCAGCGAUGGUGGUGGUGGAGGUGGUGGUGCAAGUUACGUUUAGGGGUGGUGGUGGCGCUUGGGUUGGGGGCGACAGUGGUGAUGACAGUGGUGGUGGUAAAGGUGGCGGUAGCGGUAAUGAUAGUCAUGACAAGAUGGUGGUAGUAUAG